Messenger RNA from Trichoderma reesei QM6a, 1370 nucleotides. RefSeq names its product t-snare, syntaxin. Gene Ontology annotation, molecular function: SNARE binding; SNAP receptor activity. The coding region runs from base 142 to 1179 and encodes 345 amino acids. Gene Ontology annotation, biological process: vesicle fusion; intracellular protein transport; vesicle-mediated transport. Lineage: Eukaryota; Fungi; Ascomycota; Sordariomycetes; Hypocreales; Hypocreaceae. The record is from RefSeq and is a predicted model, not a curated record. Gene Ontology annotation, cellular component: membrane; SNARE complex; endomembrane system. The transcript is spliced from 3 exons.
CCCGUCACCACAUGAGUCCCCAAACUCCACCUCCAUAACAGAUCCAAUACAAAUACAAAACUUCCAACCAAGUCCCUCCGUCCACCGUCUGCCCUGUAUCCCGUCCUGACAGGCCGCAAGACCUUCCCCCAAGCGUCCGCCAUGUGGCGCGACCGCACAAACCUCUACAUCUCCUACCGCCAGUCGUACGCCCACCACCCCAGCCAGCGAUCCAAAUAUGCCGCCACCUCCGGCUUCUCAGAUGCCUACUCCAGCAGCAGCGGCUUUGCCCUCGACUCGGACCGCCGCGGGCUGCUCUCGAGCGGCGCAUUCGAGGACGAUGGCGACGCCGUGAUCGAGAUGGACCUGCUGCCCCCGCGCUGGACCGACGUCUCGGACGAAAUCACCGAGCUCCUCGCCGAGAUCGCCAUCAAGAGCCAGCGGCUCGACAAGCUGCACCAGGCGCACGUCCUGCCCGGCUUCGACGACGACGAGGCCAAGAAGAACGAGGAGGUCCAGAUCGAGCGCCUCACGCAGGACAUCACAAGGGGCUUCCACCAGUGCCACCAGCGCAUCCAAAAGGUCGAGCACAUGGUCCGCGAGUCGAAGCAGUCCGGCACCAUGACGCGGGCGGAGGAGACCAUGGCCAAGAACAUUCAGAUAUCGCUCGCCACACGGGUCCAGGAGGCCAGCGCAAACUUUCGCAAGAAGCAGAGCGCAUACCUCAAGAAACUCCGCGGAAUGGGCGGCCUCGGCACCAUCAGCCCCAUCGACCGACCGACGUCUCCCAUGCCCGGCUCCUCCUUCAUGGACCCGUCCCUCCAAGAAUCCGAUGCCGACCGCUCCUUUUCCCAGUCCACCCUGCAGGUCGCCAUGCAGCAGAAGACGCUACAUUCAAACGACGCCGCCAUCGCCCAGCGCGAGCGCGAGAUCGAGGAGAUUGCGCAGGGCAUCAUCGAGCUGUCCGAUCUCUUCCGCGACCUGCAGACCAUGAUCAUCGACCAGGGCACCAUGCUCGAUCGCAUCGACUACAACGUGGAGCGCAUGAACACCGAGGUCAAGGCUGCCGAUAAGGAGCUCAAGAUCGCCUCGGGGUAUCAGAAGAGGAGUAUCAAGAGGAAGAUUAUUCUCUUGCUGUUGCUGCUGGUUGCGGGCUUAUUCAUUCUCCUUCUUGUCAAGCCGAAAAAGAAUAGGGACUGAGUAGCUUGGAUGGCUUGAAUGAGGAUGAGAGGGAAGAAGAAGUAAAAUGCCAUGGUAAGAAAAAGGGUGAAAGUAGACGGACAGAAGUCCUCACAACUGUGGUUAGGCGUGGCGUUUUGACAAGCGGUUGGUGGUCAUACUGCUUCACGACGUAUGAUCGUGCUAUCAACAAGGGAGUGGACAAUGCUUCC